Darwinula stevensoni is the source of this 198-nucleotide messenger RNA. NCBI's taxonomy places the organism in Eukaryota, Metazoa, Arthropoda, Ostracoda, Podocopida, Darwinulidae. The record is from the annotation of a GenBank genome assembly.
AUGGAACAGUGCGAGAAGAAAAUGGGAAAGACACUGGGGAUGGCUGGGAUGCUGCUGGUAGUCAUGGUGAUCCUUGCCUGUCUGUCGAAGAGUGUAGAUGGUGUCGACAGUUGUCAAAUUGGGGGCGUGGCUGCCUGUAUCAGAAUGAGUUCCCUAUUCCAAGUUGACUGUCCCCGUCCUCCAAGGAAGAAUAAAUAA